Messenger RNA from Lagopus leucura (white-tailed ptarmigan), 1749 nucleotides. Its product is annotated as phospholipid phosphatase 6-like. Gene Ontology annotation, molecular function: sphingosine-1-phosphate phosphatase activity. The record is from RefSeq and is a predicted model, not a curated record. NCBI's taxonomy places the organism in Eukaryota, Metazoa, Chordata, Aves, Galliformes, Phasianidae.
AUGGCCGCCGCCCCGCCGCCUCCGCCGCGCUCACCCUCCUCCGCGACGCGGGGGCCAGGCGGAGGCCCAGCGUCCCCUCGCCGCCCGCCCCACCAUCGCCGCCCGCGCACCGGCGCCCGCACCGGCGCCGGCAGGGCGAACGCGCCGCCGCUUCUCUUGCGGCCCUCGCCGGCCACCGUCCGCCGGCUCGGGGCGGGGCGGGGGGAACGGGAGGGAUCCUCCGGCCAGCAGGGGGCGCCGCAGCCCCGCGCUUCGUCCUGGCGUCCGUGUUCCCUAGCAACCGAGAGGCGGCGGAAGCGGAAGUUCGGCAGCCCGGCGGCGGGCGACGGAGCUCCGCCGCGGGGCCCGGCGGCGCGGGUACCGGGACGGCUGGGCCGCAGGAGGCGGGGUUACAGCGGGGGCCGCCGGCGGCGAGCCUCCUGGCGGUGGGUGACCCGCGUUGGCCUUUCCGGGCCCGGCCCCACCGCCAUGCCCAGUCCCCGCGGCGGCCGCGAGCGCCGCAGCGCUCGCCCCGAGUUCGCGUCCCUGCUGAACCAGCGCGGCCCCGGGGUCCCGGACAGCCCGUCCCGCCGCCGCGAGUCGGCCGGCUCCGCGCCCCCGCCGCUGCCCGAGGAGGACUGCAUGCGGCUGAACCCGUCCUUCGUGGGCAUCGCCCUCAGCUCUCUGCUCGCCGUCGACCUCUGGGCCUCCAAGCGCCUGGGUGUGUGCGCCGGAGAGGCCUCGGCUUGGGGCAGCGCCCGCCCGCUGCUGAAGGUGGUUGAGGUGUCAGGGCACGGCAUCCCCUGGCUGCUGGGCACCUUCUACGGGCUCUGCCAGAGCGACAGCUCGGCCGCCAGGGAGGUGCUGCUCAACCUGUUCUUCGCACUGGUGCUGGAUCUCGUGCUGGUGGCAGUGGUGAAAGGGAUCGUCAGACGGCCACGGCCUACCCACAACAAGAUGGACAUGUUUGUCACUGUCUCAGUGGACAAGUACUCCUUCCCAUCGGGCCAUGCCACCAGAGCUGCCCUGGUCUGCCGCUUUGUUCUGCACCACCUGGUGCUUGCCAUCCCACUGCGGGUCCUCGUGGUGCUCUGGGUUCUCGUCGUUGGCAUUUCAAGGGUCAUGCUGGGCAGGCACAAUGUGACGGAUGUGCUCUUCGGCUUGUUCCUGGGCUACGUGCUGUACAGCGUGGUGGAGUACUGCUGGCUCUCCCCGCUGAACGCGCCUGCCCUCUUUGCACUCUGGAGCCAUUGAUGGCUGCACCCCUCCCAAAGGAGAGGGCAUACACCCCGUUCCCUAAGUGCACAUGGAGAGGGGUUAUGCUGCGACUCCUAUCCGUCCAGCCAACACUUAACACUAGUGGUGCUGCAGGCUCCCAGGCCUGCAGUUAGACACUUGGUGCUGUCUUGCCCUGCUGACAGGCAGUGAGGCAAAGCGUGCGCUGGUCAAGCAGCUGCACUGACUACUCUCCAGUGACAAACCGGUCCCUGCAGAGCCUGGGAAGAGGUCAGCACAUCCAUCCGGCAGCUCACUGCUGAUACUGUGAAUCAGCAUGCCCUUGCUGGGCACCUGCUGUAUUAGCCUAUGGUGUAUGUGGUAGCUGGGGCUUUGCAGAGGUUUCUCCGCAAUUACCUGUGUAUCUGUGUGCUAUAAAUACACUGAUCAUGUUGCUGUUGUGAGUGCACUUUCUGCAGUCUCCUCCAUAAUACCCAUCUAGGGGGGGACUCAUCAAGAUCUGUUCUCAUGUUUAUAAAGAGUUCUGCCUUCUAA